Molecule: messenger RNA, 1634 nt
Organism: Drosophila novamexicana
Lineage: Eukaryota; Metazoa; Arthropoda; Insecta; Diptera; Drosophilidae
Product: pre-mRNA-splicing factor 38B
Exons: 6
Coding region: 231-1358 (375 amino acids)
Cellular component (GO): precatalytic spliceosome
Source: RefSeq, a predicted model, not a curated record
CACACAUUGGCAUUUUCACUCUAAGCAAACGUUUGCAAAUUGCGAUUACUCGGCUCGAAAUCACUGAGAAUUGCAAAUUUAAUGCACAGUAUAAAAAGCAAUAUCUGAAGCGGAGCCAUGGACGAAGGUAAGAAUAUUCGACGGCAUCUUCGGCCGGUGGCGGUGGCGGCAAAAAGGCGGGCGUUGGUAAACAGCAUAAUACGCUGCCAUUGUGGGGCAACGAGACGUCGAUGAACCUGAACCCCCUCAUCUUGGCCAACAUACAGAGUUCCAGCUAUUUCAAAGUACACCUAUUCAAGCUGAAAACCUACCAUGAAGUGGUCGACGAGAUCUACUACCAGGUCAAGCACAUGGAGCCCUGGGAGCGCGGCUCACGGAAAACCUCCGGCCAGACGGGCAUGUGCGGCGGUGUGCGUGGCGUUGGCGCCGGCGGCAUCGUAUCCACUGCCUACUGUCUGCUCUACAAGCUCUACACGCUGCGCCUGACCCGCAAGCAAGUGAAUGGACUACUCAACCACACAGACUCCGCCUACAUUCGGGCACUAGGUUUUAUGUACUUACGCUAUACGCAACCGCCGGGAGAUUUGUAUGACUGGUACGAGGACUAUCUGCAGGACGAGGAGGAGAUUGACGUGAAGGCGGGCGGCGGCCAGGUGCUGACCAUUGGCCAAAUGGUGUACCAGUUUAUGACCAAACUGGACUGGUUCUCGACGCUCUUUCCGCGCAUACCUGUGCCCAUCCAGAAGCAGAUCGAGAAGAAAAUUGAGCAAUAUUGCCGGGAGCAGGGCAUCACGGUUAAUCAGCUGAGCACGGGUCGGGGCUCGGCUGCACCGGCGACGUCGGCGCCAGGCGCUACCGCAGCCGUUUCGACUGGCUGCGAUGAUUACGAGGGCAGCGGCAGUGGGAGUGGCCGUGCCGGCAGCCAUGCCGUGGCACGUUCCGGCGUCGGUGGCGGGGGCGGUUAUCCGCCAGUUAACUAUCGCAAUGAUCACGACGAUCGCGACUAUUAUGCAGCUCAGGCCUCUGGCUCGGCGUACGGACGCGCCAGGGGCUACGACGACUACCCACCGCCAACGCCAAUGUCGUCGAUGCUGCCCUACGGCAGCUCCGAGCGGGAAAAGGACUAUGGCGAGCGCGGCGAGCGUCGUCGCAGCAGCAAACACAAGAAGAAGCACAAGCAUAGGCAAUACUCGCGCAGUCGCAGUCGCAGCCGCAGCAAGACACGCAGCGCCAGCCGCGGCCAUCAUCGGCACGAACGGAAGCGCGAGGAGCGCGGCAGCAGGCACAGGCACAACGACGAACGGGAGCGGGAGCGGGAAAGAGAGCGCGAACGGGAGCGGGAACGACGCUAUCGGUGAACCUGACGCAGCGUUUGUUUUCCUUCUUCUUUAUUUUUUUUUUUAGUAAACUGAACAUGUUUAUGUCUAGCACUUGAUUUAGUAUUUUUUGAAAUACUUAUUUUUUUAAUUUCUAUUUUCUGUAAUUCCUCCUCCUGCCCCCACGCUCCCCUACCCCUUUCAUUAUGGUCCAGUCAAGCUCAUGCAAGACCCGCUGUCUGCUGGACUCUUACUCAGGUUAAAACAGACACAUCCAUGCCAACACACACACACUCACACACAGACACACUCUCACAC